Ceratotherium simum simum (southern white rhinoceros) is the source of this 1609-nucleotide messenger RNA. The record is from RefSeq and is a predicted model, not a curated record. Lineage: Eukaryota; Metazoa; Chordata; Mammalia; Perissodactyla; Rhinocerotidae.
ACCUGCCGCGGGCUCCCGUCCCCGCCCCCAGCUCCUGUCGGCGCCUGGGCCCUGCCUGAAGGCCGGGGCGCGCGUGACUCUCGUCGGACCUGGGAAGGGUGUGCCUCUCGACCCGAGGGGGCGGAAGGGGGACGCCCCGGCCUCGGGGCCACUGCUCUCGCUGUGUCUUUGUGGUCGCGAACGCCGUCCGCCCGGGAGGCGCCCCGCGCCUGGCGCGAUGAGUGCCAACGAGGACCAGGAGAUGGAACUGGAAGCAUUACGUUCUAUUUAUGAAGGAGAUGAAAGUUUCCGGGAAUUAAGUCCAGUUUCAUUUCAGUAUAGGAUAGGUGAAAAUGGUGAUCCCAAAGCCUUCUUAAUAGAGAUUUCCUGGACAGAAACAUAUCCCCAAACACCUCCAAUUAUAUCUAUGAACGCUUUUUUUAACAACACGAUAUCGUCAGCUGUAAAGCAGAGUAUAUUAGCCAAGUUACAGGAGGCAGUGGAAGUUAACCUCGGGACCGCAAUGACCUAUACGUUGUUUGAAUAUGCCAAGGACAAUAAAGAGCAGUUCAUGGAGAAUCACAACCCUGUUAAUUCUACGACAUCCAUAAGCAAUAUCAUCUCUGUUGAAACUCCUAAUACAGCCCCAUCAAGUAAGAAAAAAGACAAAAAAGAACAACUUUCAAAAGCCCAGAAACGUAAGCUGGCAGAUAAAACAGAUCACAAAGGAGAACUUCCUCGAGGAUGGAACUGGGUUGAUGUGGUGAAGCAUUUAAGCAAAACUGGCUCUAAAGAUGAUGAAUAGUGCUUGGAAUUUGAGACAAGAGAAGAGCAUCCUUUAAAAAGUAAACUGGGUUCAAAAUCUUUUGUUACUCUUCUGGUAUUGAGGUGGCUUUUUAUAAAACACAUUUUUUUUUUGUAUGUUUCUUACAUAAAAAAUGUUUUAAGCUGAACAUGAAGAGAUCUGGUUGUAUUAAAUUAUUUUCACAAACUUGCCUUAAUAAAAGAUGAAAAUGUUACUGUUUAGAAUACUUUAUGAAGCCUGUUGAGCUUUGGAAAUGGACAAAUAUGGGGGAAUAAAAAAAUAAUGCAUGUUAAUUUAUAUCAUCUUAUUCUAGUGGACGUGAUUUGUUUUUAAAGGAAUAGGAAGUCCUUUUCAAACUCUCAUCCCAGUGGAGCAGCAUACUGAGUGAACAGUUACUCCACAGCAUGACCCACACUAACAGGCUUCUUGUCUCAAUAAACUCUUCAUCUCUUCUUUCUCUUAGUUACUGAAGCAUAAAUUGCUUCAGAGAAACUUAAAUACUGCUAUUUGAACUUUAUACAUAAUAUUCUUUGUAGUUCCUUUUAAUUUUCCAAGGGUGAACUGCUUCUCUUUAAUAAACAUCUGUUUAUUCUGUUCUCUUGGUUUGGGUCACAGUGUUUGAUCAUGAGGGCUUUCAGUGGUACGUGUACUAUGAAAAUAUAAAAACGAAUCUGCCAAAUACAUUAGAAGGCGUUUGAAUAGAAGUGCUGAUUCCUAUUGAAGACAUUUCUCUUUGUUGCAUUUACCAAGAUGGGAGUAAAAGAUGCCUUAAUAUUUAAUUUUUGUAUUGUUGGAGACAAUGGUUUUAAUAGAUUCCUAUUUAUC